CCGAUGCAGUUAUUGGCUUAAUCUGAAGUUGUGCUGGAGUAUUACCGAUGAUAGGCUUGAUUUAUUGUUGUCUGCUAUCACUGACGGAGGUGUUUGUGGAUGGUUCAGGUAUGUGCAGGUGUUUGGCAGGCUUCUUAAGCAUCAGAUCCCGCUAAACCAUUCCCCGCUCUUCAUCCAUCAUGUUACUAUCCAUCCCAUUCCUGACUUUCACCCUACAGUGUGCCAGCUGUUUAUCAGAGUAAAUCAAGGCACGCAGACAGCAUACACUUCAGGACUGCAUCAGGUUGAUGUCGGUCUGAUGGACAGAGUGUGUUUUGUUCUGGAUCCUCCUCAGAUGAUCAAAGGUGAUAUCAUGAUUGUGUGUUAUCAUAAAAAUGUUUCCACGAGGACUCAGGAAACAUUGUUUCGUGCUCAGUUUCACACUGCUGCUCUGAGUGCAAAACAAUUUGCCUUGCAGAAAGAAGACCUGGAUCUGGCCAACAAAGACCCAAGAUUCCCAGAGAACUGUGUGGUGGAAGUGCUUUUUUCAGAAGUUGCAGACAAAGAUCCAACUCUUGCUUCAGACUGUGACCAAUGGAGGAGUAGUUUGGCAGUUGUCAUUGAAAAUGAUCUUCCGGAUUCACUACAGACCCAGUGGGACUUAAGCGAAAAUCUUCCAGCAACAGCCAAGCCACACGAAGGCACCCGCUCUUUAAGCAGUGACUCUGGACUCUCCAGCUCCUCCCAGUGGACCGGAGGACAAGCCUCUGGGCUCCUAAUCAGCUACAGCCCUGAGGAGAACAACCAGCUCAACACAGUGACCCCUGGACUCAGAAUGGAGGAGGAACAAUCAUCUCCAGGCACCUUGAGACGGGACCCUACAACCAGUCAAUCCGUUCUUGAUUAUUCUGGACACUUAAAUGGUGACUCUAUGUUCACAGAGCGGGAGACAGACAUUAUAGAUGACGAUGAGGAUGACAUCACCUCCCCUAAUGAUGCCAUUGCUGCUGUUUCAGACUCGCUGUCCUUUAAGGAAACGUCUGGUUUGUCUUCAGGUCAGAGUUCUGAUUAUCAAAAUGAAGCUUCUCCUGCCAAAUUUCGUGGUGACGUGAAUACCUCGAACUCUGUCAUAGACACUUCAGUUCCUGCAGGAUAUCAGACACGUAUAUGGGUGAAACAACAGCAGUCUACAUCUUACGCACACACUCCAACAGACAGACUGGAAGUCAAGCAGGAGCUCCGAAGUGAUGCAAGCAAGCCUUCAACGCCAGAUAAUUGUCUUCCAGAGGCGCCGUCAGAGACAGAUAAGGAUGAUGUCAUGGCUUUGGAUCAAUCAAUCGAACAGCUCAAUCAGCUGAUCCUGGACCUCGACCCAGAAUUUAAGCCAAUCCCUACACAGCCACAGAGUCACAUGACACGCUCAGCCUCCCUUUACACUAAUGGAAAGACACAAUCAAUGGGGAAAGCCAAAUCUCACCUAUCAGGUUGGAGACAAAAACAGCUCAGCGAUGUCUCCGAAUACUCUGUGCUGCAGAAUACGAGUGGGGAUCAAACACAGAACACCCAGAGAUUCGAUUUUAGCACGCCAUCUCUGCGAGGCUUGUAUCACACUGACGCCGUUGACUUUGGUGACCUCCCUCCAGAAGUUGACAGACCACUGUGGGUGGGUUUAAAUCAAGCUCCGCCCACACCAGCAUUUCCUGUCACACCCCCCACUCCAUAUGUGAAGAGCGGUAAUGACUUCACCAAUUCAAGACCUGGCUCUCAAACCAGUAGACACUACAUGAGCUCUCCAGUAUGGCAAGAGUCGAGAGGAUUCACAGACAGCAUGACACACACAUCUAUGUCAUCUGACGGAGAGAUCUUCCAUUCUGAUGUCACAGGAAGUCCCGCCUCCUGCCAGAGGAUGUUCGGAUCACUGCACUCGAUCUCCACCCCCAGUCCAUUGGUCAAUGCGGACAGCCCCACUCCAGCUCAUUCCUGGUUAGAGGGUGGAUCCAGUACCCCGUUAAGUCACUACACACCUCAACCCUCCCCACCGCUCACCCUCUCAGCCCCGAACUCCCACAGUUCCCCUCGCAGAGCCCCUCGGAGCCUGUCCUCCGCUCUGGAUAUGGGAAGUCUGGAGAGCAGCCUGCUGGAGGCAGUGGAGGGCCUGGAGGCUCUGGGUCUGGAUGUGGCUCAGCCUCCACUUCUGCCCCUGAAGAGACGCGGGACUGACGGAUCAGAGAACAUGUUGAGUUUCCCGCUCAGCAGGAGCACUGUCAGCACAUCCUACGCCAGUCACAACACCUCACCCUCCAGAUCCACACCGAGUCCAGAUUUCAUGGCCAGUAAACCUGAAAAUGUGAAGUUUGUUCAGGAUACUUCAAAGUUCUGGUACAAGCCGGAUAUUUCGAGAGAGCAAGCUAUUUCCGUUCUGAAGGAUAAAGAGCCUGGCUCCUUCAUCAUCAGGGACAGUCACUCAUUCAGAGGAGCGUACGGAUUGGCCAUGAAGGUGGCCACGCCCCCUCCCACUGUUCUACAGACAAGCAGGAAAGUGGGCGAUCUGUCCAAUGAGCUCGUGAGGCAUUUCCUGAUCGAGUGCACACCGAAAGGAGUGCGGUUAAAAGGCUGUCCUAAUGAACCCUAUUUUGGAAGUCUGACAGCAUUGGUGUGUCAGCAUUCAAUCACACCUUUGGCUUUACCCUGCAGACUCAUCAUCCCAAGCAGAGACCCUCUCGAGGAGUUCAACGAGUCUCCAACACAGACGUCCACAAACUCUGCUGCAGAGCUACUGAAGCAGGGAGCAGCAUGUAACGUGUGGUUCCUGGGCAGUGUGGAUCUGGAGUCUCUGACAGGAGUUCAGGGGGUUCAGAAGGCCACCACGGUCACCUUCAAUAAGGAUCCUCCACCAACAUCCACAGUCGUCCACUUUAAAGUGUCUGCACAGGGAAUCACCCUCACAGACAACCAGCGGAAAUUGUUCUUUAGGAGACACUAUGCAGUCUCUACAGUGAUAUUCUGUGCCCUGGACCCUCAAGACAGGAAAUGGAAGCGAGACGGCUGCACUGCUGCAAAGAUCUUUGGUUUCAUCGCGAGGAAAAGUGGAAGCAGCACAGAGAAUGUGUGUCACCUGUUUGCCGAACACGACCCCGAACAGCCCGCCAGCGCCAUCGUCAACUUUGUCUCCAAAGUUAUGAUUGGCUCUCAGAAGAACAAGUAAACCAAUGAUUUCGAAGAGCAAAACGUAUUUAAAGUAUUCUACAUGCUACUACUUUGACAUUGUUAUGGAUGAAGCUUCAUUGAUUCUCCUUGGAGUUUUUUGGGCAAGAUACACAGGGAUUGAGAUCAUGAACAGAUUUUGUUGGUGGGUCUUUUUUUAUUUAAUCUUUUUAACAAGACCCAGAACUUUAUUUCACUUUUGACCGUCUGAAAAGGCGUUCAGUUUGAAAUUUGAAAUGUGGGUUACUGUUGCGUUAACAGGACUCAUCCAGUCGGGGGCGCCACAUUUCUUUGUGGCUCAAUCUGGCACUGACAUAAACAGCCCGCUCAAAGCAAAGUGAAGGGACUAUGGAGGAAUACAGCUCACUGUUAUGUUAUUUUACCCGCCACAAAGACUUCCUUUGCAGUAUUUCAAGGUUCCUUGGUUUCCUUGGAAAGAAUAAACUGAGGUUUAGCUACAUUAAUUUCUGCGUUUUGUCUGGGCACAUACAUCUACAAAACCAAAGAGCAUUUCGCAUAUCAAUUUACGAUGUUUUUGAUUAUAAAUAUCAAGAUGUGUAUUCAAUAUUAAAUAAUACUUAACGUUUUUAUAGCUCAAAACAUUCAGUACGUCGUUUAUCUGAGUGUUUGUUUGUAAGCGCUGAGCUAACAUUUCCAGUCCGUGAUAAGUGUUUUCCUUAAAAAGCAUAUUUGCUUUGACUUUGUUUAUAUAUUUGGAAAUAUUUAUCAUAUAACUCAUAUUCUGUGUAUACUUAUCCCUUACUCGUCUAUGCAGAACGAGUGUUAAAACGUCUUACGUGAUAAAUUACCUAAUUUGAGAAGGAAAAACAUGUCAUUACUCAUGUUUUUUUUUUUUUUUUUACCGAGCAAACGUUUCAAAGCUUGAUCAAAGAGGAUUCUGGGUUAAAAGUUUCACUUGGAAUUCAUCACAUAAGUGCACAAGUGCCAUUACUUCUCUUACUUUAGGAAGCAAGAACUGUUUUCAUUCCGUAUGCUUGUCUCGUCCUGCCUAAUUCUUUGGUUUAUUUGUAAAUUAAUGUUUUAUGGAUUGUAUACAUGUGCACAAUACAAUAAAGUAAUUGUGUGGUACUAA
Molecule: messenger RNA, 4276 nt
Organism: Danio rerio (zebrafish)
Lineage: Eukaryota; Metazoa; Chordata; Actinopteri; Cypriniformes; Danionidae
Source: RefSeq, a predicted model, not a curated record